AGGGGCUGGCGCACCUUCGUCCGUCUUAUCGGCAACCCAGGACUUCCCAAGAACCUGGCCUCCGGGGCUUUCCGGCCCGCGAUCAUUACCCAUCAGCAGUCACGGAAGAACAGAAAGAUAAUUGGCUCGGAUCACUUGCGCGCAAACCCCGGAUAAGGCGCCUGGGUACUUGUCGCCAUGGGAGGGAGACGCAGAGGAGUACCUGGAUCUAAUGAGGACUUCUCGUUUGUCAGCCCGGUCGUGAAGUAUCUACUGUUCAUGUUCAAUUUCAUAUUUUGGAUAAUCUCCCUGGUGAUGGUGUCAAUCGGCGUGUAUGCCCGCAUGAUGAAACAUGCAGAGGCAGCGCUGGCCUGUCUGUCAGUGGACCCCGCUAUAAUGCUGAUGGUUGUGGGGGUCCUCAUGUUCAUCAUCACCUUCUGUGGCUGUGUGGGCUCCCUGCGAGAAAACAUCUGCCUCCUGCAGACAUUCUGUAUCUGUCUGACAGUGAUCUUCCUGCUCCAGCUCACUGCUGGUAUUCUGGGCUUCGUCUUCUCAGAUACGGCCCGGAGUAAAGUGACAGAGAUGAUCAACAAUGCCAUCGUCCACUACAGAGAUGACAUUGAUCUGCAAAACCUUAUUGAUUUUGGUCAGAUGGAGUUCGGCUGCUGUGGUGGUGUCACGUACACCGACUGGUCCCAGAACAUAUACUUCAACUGCAAGAAGGACAACCCCAGCAGAGAACGCUGCUCUGUCCCCUUCUCCUGUUGUAUCAUAUCCAAAGACAAGGCGGUUAUCAACACCAUGUGCGGCCAGGACAUGCAGGACUUAGAGUACCAUGAAGCUGGAAACCACAUCCACACCAAUGGCUGCAUAGAUAAAUUGGUCGAUUGGAUUCACAGUAACCUGUUCAUUCUCGGAGGUGUUGCACUGGGAUUGGCCAUCCCGCAGCUGGUUGGGAUCCUCCUGUCUCAGAUUCUGAUCAACCAGAUCAAAGACCAGAUCGAGCUCCAGGACUACAACCUCAGACACCGCUCUGACCCGUGGACCUGACCCGGACCAGACCGGAUUCCGACCAACGACACCAUAAACAUGGUGAUCCAAGCGGGGAAGGGGGGGGGUAGAACUAUUUAUGCCAGUUCUCUGAAAACAUCUGUCAGCCUGGUAUGAGUAUCCAGUCUCAUUCCCCUUGGAUUUAAAAGAACACAGAUGGAGAAAUAGGACUUUGUCGCCGCCCACUGGACAUGGACCAUGUUCGCAUUUACCAAACAUUUUCUAAUAGUUAGAGGAGCAGAGGGACUAUUUGGUACUCGGGGUCAUAUUGACAGGUUUAUGUUGACCUUAAGAACUGCAGUCAGUAUAAUCUACACGAAAGCAUUUUCUAUCGUUUCCUUUUUUUUUUUGAGAUGCCAAACUGGACUGCGAGUUACAACAUAUCUAUGUAUCCUGCUGGCUACAAAUUCAUAGUUAAAUAACUAAAAAGGGAAUGGCAUUCUCUAAAAUGGAACGUUUUGGAGACUCUUUGAAAACUGUCAACUGAAAUGUCAGACCUAAUGUCUUCUCCAUGCUCAGUAAUGCUGUUUGUUGUUGCCAGCAUCUGUGAGGUGAUUCUGACAUUUGAUAUUUGCUGGAAUUUAUAUCACAUAUUGUUUUUAUUCACUGAAAUA
Messenger RNA from Xiphias gladius (swordfish), 1643 nucleotides. It is a transcript of the gene tspan33a, whose product is annotated as tetraspanin 33a. The transcript is spliced from 9 exons. Lineage: Eukaryota; Metazoa; Chordata; Actinopteri; Istiophoriformes; Xiphiidae. The coding region runs from base 178 to 1029 and encodes 283 amino acids. Gene Ontology annotation, cellular component: membrane. The record is from RefSeq and is a predicted model, not a curated record.